This is a messenger RNA of Centruroides sculpturatus (bark scorpion), 753 nucleotides long. RefSeq names its product cysteine dioxygenase type 1-like. Lineage: Eukaryota; Metazoa; Arthropoda; Arachnida; Scorpiones; Buthidae. The record is from RefSeq and is a predicted model, not a curated record. Bases 42 to 674 code for a protein of 210 amino acids. The transcript has 5 exons. Gene Ontology annotation, biological process: L-cysteine catabolic process. Gene Ontology annotation, molecular function: ferrous iron binding; cysteine dioxygenase activity.
CGAAACAAUUUAUAACAUAUCCCCGCAGUCUAGACGUAAUAAUGGAUAAAAAAGUGCCAGUAAUUACUACAUUAGAUGAACUAAUACAUGAAUUACAUCGAGUUUUUGAAAGCGAUAAUGUAAAUAUCGAAUAUGUUCAUGAUAUAAUGACUUCUUAUAAGAGUAAUUCUAAGGAAUGGAUCAAAUACGCAAAAUUCGAUAGACACAGGUAUACUCGGAAUUUAGUAGAUGCUGGAAAUGGCAAAUUCAAUCUGAUGAUUUUAGCGUGGGCUGAAGGACAAGGCAGUAGUAUUCACGAUCAUUCUGAUUCUCACUGUUUUAUGAAAAUUUUGGAUGGAAAAUUGUUAGAAAGUAAAUUUCAAUGGCCACAGGAUUCAGAGAAUUCGGAAAUGGUUUGUUCGGGAGAAACCGAAUUAAAACUAAACGAGGUUGCUUACAUCAAUGAUAGCAUCGGUUUGCAUCGUGUGGAAAAUCCUAGUCAUUCAGAAGUAGCAGUUAGUCUUCACUUAUAUUGUCCUCCUUUUGAUAAGUGUCAAAUGUUCGAUCCUAGAACUGGACAUAAAACACAAUGCACUGUUACUUUCUGGUCUAAAUAUGGAGAAAGAACACCUUUCGAAUUGACAAAAUCAAACAAUGUAAUAAAUAAUCAACUUGAAGUUUGUGAAAACAACUGAAUAUUUUCUGAUUCAUAUUUUUUACUUUUCAGUACUUUUUUUAUAGAGAUUUACUUAGAAAUAAAGUAUUCCUUUCUGA